Messenger RNA from Alligator mississippiensis (American alligator), 1155 nucleotides. It is a transcript of the gene TACR2, whose product is annotated as tachykinin receptor 2. Lineage: Eukaryota; Metazoa; Chordata; Crocodylia; Alligatoridae. Gene Ontology annotation, cellular component: sperm midpiece; plasma membrane. Gene Ontology annotation, biological process: positive regulation of flagellated sperm motility; G protein-coupled receptor signaling pathway. Gene Ontology annotation, molecular function: substance K receptor activity. The record is from RefSeq and is a predicted model, not a curated record.
AUGACUUCCUUUUUAAACAAUAAUAUUUCACUGGCUGGCUCUCUUGAGGAUGAUGGCAAUUAGACCACAGGAACUCAGUUUAGCUAGCCAGGCUGGCAAAUAGCAAUUUGGGCCAUCACAUAUUCUUUUAUAUUUAUUGCAUCAAUUACUGGCAAUGUCACUGUCAGCUGGAUUAUUCGAGCCCACAAACAAAUGAUUGUUACCAAUUAUUUUGUUAAUCUGGCUUUUUCUGAUCUUCUCGUGGCUGCUUUCAAUACAGUUUUCAAUUUCAUUUACGCUAGUCACAAUGUCUAGUAUUUUGGUAAGGAAUCCUGCAGGUUUCAGAACUUGUUCCCUAUUACUGCAAUGUUUGUGAGUAUUUAUUUUAUGACAGCAGUUGUUGCUGACAGGCAUGUAGCUGUCAUUUAUCUUCUUAAGCCCGAACUUUCUGCUGGGAGCAUCAGAGUAAUCAUAGGAAUAAUCUGGCUGGUAGCUUUUGGACUUGCCUUUCCCAUAUGUUUUUAUGCUGAGAUCAUGAUCAACAAUAGAAUAACUAAAAAAUGUAUUGUUGCCUGGCCAAAUGAUGAUGGACAGAAGCACCAGCUAAUGUACCACAUUGCAGUGAUUGUGUUGAUUUACUUGCUGCCUCUGUUGUUUUUUUUCCCCACAUACAGCAUUAUAGGAAUUACUCUUUGGAGUAGUACAGUCCCUGGAAACCACGCUAGUAGAGUCUAUCAGCAUCAAUUUACUUCCAAAAAAAAGUUUGUGAGGACUUUGGUCAUGGUUGUGAUAACCUUUGCUGUCUGUUGGUUGCCUUGUCACCUGUACUUCAUCUUUGGGAUCUUCAGGGAAGACAUGUAUAAGCAAAAGUACAUUCAACAAGUAUAUCUUGCAGUCUUUCUGGUUGCUAUGAGUUCUACAACAUACAAUCCAAUCAUAUACUGCUGCCUUAACCAAAGGUUUCAUUCUGGGUUCAGGUUGGCCUUUCAUGGAUGCCCCAGCAUACAAGCAUCUGAGAAAGACAAACUUAAACUUACCCUCCCCUCACCUUUACAGCUGUUCCACAAAAGUAAGUAAAAAAAAUCUAAUUCAAGCAUAAAAACACAUUUAAAUGGCAGAGAAAAACUAUCAAAAACUCUUCAGCAAUAAACAUUGACUUUUAAUUUGAUUAUCUAA